Molecule: messenger RNA, 438 nt
Organism: Gastrolobium bilobum
Lineage: Eukaryota; Viridiplantae; Streptophyta; Magnoliopsida; Fabales; Fabaceae
Product: S-adenosylmethionine synthase 2
Exons: 2
Coding region: 1-423 (140 amino acids)
Biological process (GO): S-adenosylmethionine biosynthetic process
Cellular component (GO): cytosol
Molecular function (GO): methionine adenosyltransferase activity; ATP binding
Source: RefSeq, a predicted model, not a curated record
AUGGGGAAGUAUGAGUGGUACACUUAUGGUGGAUGGGGUGCUCAUGGUGGUGGUGCCUUCUCAGGAAAGGACCCAACUAAGGUUGACAGGAGUGGAGCUUACAUUGUGAGGCAGGCUGCUAAGAGCAUUGUUGCAAGUGGACUUGCCAGGAGGUGCAUUGUGCAAGUCUCCUAUGCCAUUGGUGUGCCUGAGCCUUUGUCUGUCUUUGUUGAUUCAUAUGGUACUGGCAUAAUCCCUGACAAGGAGAUCCUUAAUAUUGUGAAGGAGAACUUUGAUUUCAGGCCCGGUAUGAUCUCUAUCAACCUCGAUCUCAAGAGGGGUGGCAACAACAGGUUCUUGAAGACAGCUGCUUAUGGACAUUUUGGCAGAGAUGACCCUGAUUUCACAUGGGAAGUGGGGAAGCCCCUCAAGUGGGAGAAUUAAGGCCUGAGUGAUUCC